This is a messenger RNA of Setaria italica (foxtail millet), 2181 nucleotides long. Its product is annotated as phosphoglucomutase, cytoplasmic 2. Gene Ontology annotation, cellular component: cytosol. Bases 176 to 1924 code for a protein of 582 amino acids. The transcript has 18 exons. Lineage: Eukaryota; Viridiplantae; Streptophyta; Magnoliopsida; Poales; Poaceae. The record is from RefSeq and is a predicted model, not a curated record. Gene Ontology annotation, biological process: carbohydrate metabolic process. Gene Ontology annotation, molecular function: magnesium ion binding; phosphoglucomutase activity.
CUCCCUGCCCUCCCCCGCUAUAAUACCGCCACGCCCUCGUCGCCAUCGUCAUCGCACCACCACUCCCUCCCCGCCCUCUCACUCCCGAUCUCUCCUCCACCACCAGCGCCUCCUCCGCCCCACCCCUCUCCUCGCCUCGCGCGGCGACCGGCGGCGGAUCGUCGGCGGCCCAGCCAUGUUCAGUGUGACGAAGAAGGCCACCACGCCCUUCGAGGGCCAGAAGCCCGGCACCUCCGGCCUGCGCAAGAAGGUUACUGUAUUCCAGCAGCCUCAUUAUCUGCAGAACUUUGUCCAAUCAACAUUCAAUGCCCUUCCUGCUGAAGAAGUUAAAGGUGCGACUAUUGUUGUCUCUGGUGAUGGCCGCUAUUUCUCAAAAGAUGCUGUUCAGAUCAUAACAAAAAUGGCUGCUGCCAAUGGAGUGAGACGUGUUUGGGUUGGACAAAACAGUCUCAUGUCUACUCCAGCUGUAUCUGCUGUCAUCCGUGAAAGAAUUGGUGAAGAUGGAUCGAAGGCUACUGGUGCCUUCAUCUUAACAGCAAGCCACAACCCAGGUGGUCCCACUGAGGACUUUGGGAUCAAAUACAACAUGGGAAAUGGUGGGCCUGCCCCUGAAUCUGUUACCGACAAGAUUUUCUCUAAUACAACGACAAUCUCUGAAUACCUUAUCUCCGAGGACCUUCCAGAUGUUGAUAUUUCUGAAAUCGGCGUCUCUAGCUUCAGUGGACCUGAAGGUCCCUUUGCUGUGGAGGUCUUUGACUCCAGUGUAGAUUACAUUAAGUUAAUGAAGUCAAUUUUUGAUUUUGAGGCAAUAAAAAAGCUGCUGACAUCUCCAAAAUUUACAUUCUGUUAUGAUGCCCUGCAUGGUGUUGCUGGAGCUUAUGCCAAACACAUCUUUGUGGAAGAGCUUGGUGCUGAUGAAAGCUCACUGUUGAAUUGUGUCCCGAAGGAGGACUUUGGAGGUGGUCAUCCGGACCCUAACCUCACCUAUGCAAAAGAGUUGGUUGAACGGAUGGGUCUUGGAAAGUCAUCCUCCAAUGUCGAGCCUCCUGAAUUUGGUGCUGCAGCUGAUGGAGAUGCUGACCGAAACAUGAUCCUGGGUAAAAGAUUCUUUGUGACACCAUCAGACUCUGUCGCCAUUAUCGCGGCCAAUGCUGUUCAGUCAAUUCCUUACUUUGCUUCCGGCCUGAAGGGAGUUGCCAGGAGCAUGCCAACAUCUGCUGCUCUUGAUGUUGUUGCGAAGAAUUUAAAUCUCAAGUUCUUUGAGGUGCCUACUGGGUGGAAAUUUUUUGGGAACUUGAUGGAUGCUGGAAUGUGCUCAAUCUGUGGUGAAGAGAGCUUUGGCACUGGGUCUGACCACAUUCGUGAGAAGGAUGGUAUUUGGGCUGUGCUUGCGUGGCUGUCUAUUCUUGCUUUCAAGAACAAGGACAACCUUGGAGGAGGAGAUAAGCUUGUCUCUGUUGAAGAUAUUGUUCGUCAGCACUGGGCCACCUAUGGGCGCCAUUAUUACACACGCUAUGACUAUGAGAACGUUGAUGCAGGGGCUGCUAAGGAGCUUAUGGCAAAUCUAGUCAGCAUGCAAUCAUCACUAUCUGAUGUUAACAAGUUGAUCAAGGAGAUCCGAUCUGAUGUUUCCGAAGUAGUUGCAGCUGACGAGUUUGAGUAUAAGGAUCCUGUUGAUGGCUCUGUGUCCAAGCACCAGGGUAUCCGAUACCUCUUUGGAGAUGGUUCACGACUGGUGUUCCGUCUCUCUGGAACCGGUUCUGUUGGUGCCACCAUCCGUGUCUACAUCGAGCAGUACGAGAAGGAUUCAUCCAAGACCGGCAGGGAAUCAUCGGAUGCCCUUGCUCCACUGGUUGAUGUUGCACUCAAGCUCUCCAAGAUGCAAGAGUACACGGGCCGCUCUGCCCCCACCGUUAUCACAUAAAUUUUUGAAGAACCUGUGUUUUAGAAUGAGUUGAGGCACUUACAAACCUUCAUUCCGGCCUCGUAUUUGAUAGUUUUUCCCCCUCUGUUGCAUCUCACCAGUGAAUAAAAUGUAUUUUUAUUGCCCAUACUGCAGACUUGCCGCUGGCACAGCAUGCGGUAAUAAAUCUUGUUACAGUGCUGUAAUUGGGAGCGUGUUUCUCCUCGUAAUGUAUCAGAUGUGUUUUGUUUGUUUGAGCAUGUCAAAAUCUUCACCCA